Messenger RNA from Oncorhynchus masou masou (cherry salmon), 1827 nucleotides. RefSeq names its product hyaluronan mediated motility receptor. The transcript is spliced from 7 exons. NCBI's taxonomy places the organism in Eukaryota, Metazoa, Chordata, Actinopteri, Salmoniformes, Salmonidae. The record is from RefSeq and is a predicted model, not a curated record. The coding region runs from base 570 to 1520 and encodes 316 amino acids.
GAGGAAAUACUUCCUCUUUAGGAACGUUUAUGGAUUUUACUCCCCUGAUAUAAGAUCCAAAAUAUAAAUGUCAAGUAAAGAGUAAGGUACCUGUUUUAAUGUUGUUUACCAGAAGGUUAGUUAUGUAAGUGUGUAUAUAGCUCCAGGGUGUAGUUUAGAUAUGCAUCCAAAGGUGCCUGCUAGCUACAACUUGUCCGAUUGCCAUGUUAGAUUUCAUAACAUUCACAGCCUGAGGGGCACCAUUUAGGUAGAUUUGCAUAUAACUUUGGAUCCUGUACAAACUAGGCCCUGAAAGGUUAAAAUCGUCAAUUAAAUCCUUAGUAUAUCCAGUGACAUGCACUUUUUGGGAUUUUUCCAAUUCCGUCUCAAUGUUAAAAGUGACAUAGAAAUAGCAAUAACACCGAUAAAGGUCUAACGCUGACAUGAAAACGGGAGGAGUUUCUCUCUGUCUUUAGGGUGCCACGCAACUAGAAGAAGCUAGUAAAUCAGUGGCUUGUUCCUUUGCAUCUGACAGUCAUGGAAGCUGAACGAUACAGGUGAAUCACAGUAAAGGAACGAGGGAAACGGGAAUGAGGAGAUUUUUCAGAGCGCAUAGCUACAGCGAUGAAGACAACAGUCAGAUCCAGUACCUGACGGCGAAGUGUAACCGCCUGACUCAUGAAAAAGUGCUGGAGAGGGAAUGCAUGGGGGCCAGGGAGAGAGAGAGGAGCCUGCAGAAUGAGCUGGAGGCUCUGUCCACACAGCUCUGCCAACAGGAGCAGGUCAACAUAGAUUUGAUGUUCAAACAUGAUCAAAUGCUCGGCAGGGUCCAUCAUGAACAGCAACGGGUGCAUCUUGUGGUGGAGGAAAGCUUCAGAGAUGCUGCACUGCUGGGCCUACAGCUGGAACAGGUCAACUCGGAGCUACUGCACCUGCAAAGUUCUGAGGUACAGCUGGAAGGCCUGGUGGAAGAGCUGCACACGGAGGACCUGCAGAGAGCUGCAUUGACAGAGGACCUUCGUGUGCAGCUGCACAGUAAGGUAUUGGAGUUGGAAGAGCUUCAGUGCGGCUACGCUGCCAACACCCAGGAGCUGGAGGAGCUGCGUAGCGCCAACCAGAGGAAGGUGCAGGGACUGCAGCUGGAGAACGAGUGCAGCCUGAAGAAGCUCCAGGAGACGGCCGAGCAGUUUGAGUGGCUGUGUGAACAGCAGCGCUACUGGAUGUGCUGCGUCAAGAGAUUCAAAGACUGCCUGUCAGAGGAGAAGGACUCUCUGGUGCAGCAGGUGAAACGGUUGGAGAAGGAGGUAGCAGAGCUGAGGAAGAGCUCAGAGAGCACCACCCAGAUGCUGCCCCGCCCCCUAGAGGACACAGUCAGCCAGCACUGUGACAGAAUGCCCUCUUGGGAAUCCGGUAAGAUGGCUGACCUGCAAACCCAGGUAGACAAAUGGAGAAAGCUGUAUGAGGACCUCUUCAGCCAGUUCACACCCCACCAAAUGAUGCAGGCUGCAGUCUCCAGUGAGCCUGAGAGAAGAGGAAGUUAGCCGAAGCAAUAGGGAGCAAUAGGGACUGCCGGAGGAGACGUAUAAGGACAUGAGACAAGUGACCAUGCUAAAAUGCAUUACCGUUUUAUGAAUUAUAUGGUUGAUUCACACACCAGAGAACAGACUUGUGUUAUGACUCUUACAUUUGAGGGAGAUAAAAACAUCAUACUGUUCCUUACAUGAAGGUUUGGGGAGGGAGCAGAUGUUGAAUUUUCCAGAAUAUUCUCACUGUAAAUUGUGUAGGCCAUGUGUGUGUGGUUUAUGUUCAUUGCCUUUUGGCCGGACUCACCUAUAGUUUACUUUGUAU